Trichoderma virens Gv29-8 is the source of this 901-nucleotide messenger RNA. RefSeq names its product glycoside hydrolase family 11 protein. NCBI's taxonomy places the organism in Eukaryota, Fungi, Ascomycota, Sordariomycetes, Hypocreales, Hypocreaceae. The record is from RefSeq and is a predicted model, not a curated record. The coding region runs from base 66 to 728 and encodes 220 amino acids. Gene Ontology annotation, biological process: xylan catabolic process. The transcript is spliced from 2 exons. Gene Ontology annotation, molecular function: hydrolase activity, hydrolyzing O-glycosyl compounds.
CAAACAACUCACACUCAUACAGCCUUACACAAGAAGAAGAAGAAAGAACAGGCAAAAUUGAAACAAUGGUUGCCUUCACUUCCCUCCUCGCUGGCUUCGCCGCCGUUGCCGGCGUCCUGUCCGCUCCCACCGAAUCUGUUGAGGUGGAAAAGCGCCAGACAAUUGGACCUGGCACCGGUUACAACAACGGCUAUUACUACUCUUACUGGAACGAUGGCCACUCCGGCGUGACAUACACUAACGGUGGCGGCGGUUCAUUCACCGUCAACUGGUCCAACUCUGGCAACUUUGUGGGAGGCAAGGGAUGGCAGCCAGGCACCAAGAAUAAGGUCAUAAACUUCUCCGGCAGCUACAAUCCCAACGGAAACAGCUACCUCUCCAUCUACGGCUGGUCCCGCAACCCUCUCAUCGAGUACUACAUCGUCGAGAACUUUGGAACCUACAACCCAUCCACUGGCGCCACCAAGCUGGGUGAAGUGACAUCUGACGGCAGCGUCUACGACAUCUACCGAACUCAGCGCGUCAACCAGCCCUCCAUCAUUGGAACUGCCACCUUUUACCAGUACUGGUCAGUCCGCCGCAGCCACCGCUCCAGCGGCUCGGUCAACACGGCCAACCACUUCAACGCCUGGGCCUCUCACGGUCUCACUUUGGGCACCAUGGACUACCAGAUUGUUGCCGUCGAGGGAUACUUCAGCUCUGGCUCAGCUUCCAUCACUGUCAGCUAAGGGAUUGGCGUGACAGAGAGAAUUAAGAUUGGGAAGUUUAUGAAUGGUUCAUGGGCUUCACUUUGAGUAUAUGGCGAAAACGUGCUAUAAGAUUGACUAGUCUCAUUUCACAAGGGAGAAAAUAGCACAAAUUAGUGUAGUCAAAUGAGAAAUGAAUCUUUAAAUGUUGUUUC